AUGAAGGGCUGGAUCCAGACCCUGUGUCUCACUGCCUUACUGGCGGGACGGACACUCGCAAAUGAAGUGGAAUUGACACAAGAUGAAGCUCAUCAGCAACGAUGUUCGGGAAUGUACAGUCGCAAAGCUUGGGGUGGAAGUGUUGAUCCAUUUAUCUUGACGAAAUUCUCGCCGCAGUCCGAUAUUGGGGAUAGUGAUCCUCUUGUUAGCUUGGUGAUCUUUGAAUGGACGGAUGAGUCUCUCAUUGGGAGAGUGGAAUCGGGCGAUACUCAGGAGAAAGCGACAAUUUGCGACGAAGCGAGUGUACAAGAAAAGUUAUGCGAACAGGAUCAGAUCGGUUCCUUCAUCCUUGCGGCCAAUGCGAGCGACGCCUCCAAGUUCCCGAUUCUCACCAAAGCGGUUCAUCUGAACGACCCCGCCGCCAUCAACUACCCCGUUAAGAAGACGGGCUUCUACUGCGUGAGCACCUAUGGGUAUUCUGGACGGGACUACAAGGCUGUGGUUGAAUUCCGCAAUGCGUACGGGGAAUUGCCCGCUGCGCAGAUUGCAAAGCUCCCUUUCUACGGCGCCUUGACGAUCGUCUACGCUGUCAUCGGAAUAUUUUGGGCUUUCCUAUAUGUGCAAAACCGGCACGAUAUCCUGCCCGUACAAAACUACAUCACGGCUAUUCUCGUCUUUUUGAUCGUUGAACAGUUGAUGACUUGGGGUUUCUACGAUUACCAAAACCGUCAUGGAUUGAACGUCGGCGCCAAAGCACUCAUGAUUAUUGUGGCCGUCCUCAACGCCGGACGAAACUCUUUCUCGUUCUUCCUGCUCCUUAUUGUCUGCAUGGGAUACGGUGUUGUCAAGCCUUCGCUCGGUCGGACCAUGGUCUAUGUUCGGAUUCUGGCAAUCACUCACUUUGUCUUUGCGGUGAUUUACGCGGUGGCCAGCUUGUCGAUCACGCCAGACAGUGCUGGGCCGUUGGUCCUCCUGAUUGUGCUUCCUCUGGCCGGUACUCUCACGGCCUUCUACGUCUGGACGUUGAACUCGCUGAAUGCGACGAUGAAGGACCUUGUCGACAGAAAGCAGAAGGUAAAGGCACUGAUGUACAAGAAGCUGUGGUGGUGCAUUCUGGGAAGCAUUAUUGUCAUCUUUGGCUUUUUCUUUAUCAACUCAAUUGCGUUUGCGGGCCGUAGUGAGGCCAGCUUCGUGCCGGAACAUUGGAAGAGCCGCUGGUUCGUUCUGGACGGCUGGCUCAAUCUGGUGUACCUGUUCGAUAUCGCGUUUGUGGCCUACCUGUGGCGACCCACCGCGAACAACCGUCGGUUCGCAAUGAGUGACGAGCUUGCGCAAGAUGAUGAUGGAUUUGAGAUCCGGUCCUUCGGCAGCGCCUUGGAUGAGGAGGACGCUCUCGGUGGCCCCGAAGGACACUCAGCUCCCGAAAGCCGUCGGGACCUGUCGCCCGUCCCUCCUAAGCCGGUCCCUUCAGCACCACGUCAACGCGAUUCCCUCGAUGGAGAGACAAUCUUCGCGGUUGGUGAAGAUGGAGACAAGUGGACUGACGACGAAGACGAGUCUCCACGCAACUCCAGCGAGCGGAAGCGGCUCACUGGAAAGAAUUCGGACUAG
Messenger RNA from Aspergillus terreus NIH2624, 1611 nucleotides. RefSeq names its product putative integral membrane protein (Ptm1). Bases 1 to 1611 code for a protein of 536 amino acids. Gene Ontology annotation, cellular component: Golgi apparatus; membrane. The record is from RefSeq and is a predicted model, not a curated record. Lineage: Eukaryota; Fungi; Ascomycota; Eurotiomycetes; Eurotiales; Aspergillaceae. Gene Ontology annotation, biological process: retrograde transport, endosome to Golgi. The transcript is spliced from 7 exons.